Molecule: messenger RNA, 495 nt
Organism: Kwoniella mangroviensis CBS 8507
Lineage: Eukaryota; Fungi; Basidiomycota; Tremellomycetes; Tremellales; Cryptococcaceae
Exons: 1
Coding region: 1-495 (164 amino acids)
Source: RefSeq, a predicted model, not a curated record
AUGCCCCCCAAAGCCACUUACAAGGUAAUCCGCGAGACCAGCAAACCCAGCUCGACAUGGUAUCCCAACGCCGAACGAUACUCGUAUGAGGAUGUUAUCGGUACAUACCCAACUUUCAAAGCGGCCAAGUCGGUUGCCGAGACCAAUCUAUCCGAAGAAUGGGAAGAGAACGUAUCUUUCUGGGUGAAAUCGGUAGAAGAGAAGAAAGAUUAUUAUGAGAUGAAAGCUACUUUCCAGGAAGGUGAAACAAUGAGGGUCUAUACUGUCAAAGAGCAAGUGGAGAAAGAAGAUCCUUCAGGUACCAAGACAGCGAAAGCUACAUCGUCUGCGAAAGCGAAACAAACUGUUAUGAAGCCACGACCACAAAUCGAAGCGAAAGCGAAAGGGAAGUCUACAGCCAAAUCUGGUUCGACGUCCAAGACGUCUGUCAUUGGUAGACAGACUUCCACCAGAACCAAGCAAACUGCCAAGCUAGGUGGGAGAACUAAGAAAUAG